AUGAGCGAAAAGCGUAAAAUUAACAUAGAAUGAAAAUCUAAUAGGGACGCCAAUUAUGUGUUGACGUUAAUCUUGUGGCUAAAUAAGAUUAAAAAAAUUCGAAAAUUUUGUUACACUUGGUUUCAGGAUAUAUUCGAAAAGAAAGAUUGCAAUUUAUUUUUUAUUAAAUUUGCAUGCAAUCGAGUAAUAUGACCGUAUGAAAUCAUUGAUCGAAUUAGUUCUUGAAAAUGGACAUAA
Messenger RNA from Blepharisma stoltei, 237 nucleotides. NCBI's taxonomy places the organism in Eukaryota, Ciliophora, Heterotrichea, Heterotrichida, Blepharismidae. The record is from the annotation of a GenBank genome assembly.